UAAUCUUCCAUUUUUCCUCUCAAUUUUUCUCUCUAAUUUUCCUCCACAUUUUCCAUCCCAAAAGGAAGGAAAAAGAUUCCAAUCCCUCACACAGGAUUCGGGAGGAAGGAAAGUCCAGUUCAAAUUAUCUUCAAUGACUUCGGAUUACGCAUUAAAAAUUGCAGCUGAGCUUGAAUCAGCCUCACGGUUGAGGACUGCUCAGUUCUUGGUAACACAAAGACCAUGGCUUGAUCUUUAUGGAAUUAAUGUUAGACCAGUGGCCCCUUUUGGGAGUGUAAGUCGUGAACCAUCUGUUGAUGAGGCGCUCAUACACCGGAACUUGCCUGACGAGUUGCUUUUUGAGAUUUUUUCAAGAAUGACUCCAUAUACCUUAGGGAGAGCUGCUUGUGUUUGUCGCAAAUGGAAAUAUACCAUUCGAAACCCGGUGUUCUGGCGUAAUGCAUGCUUAAAGGCUUGGCAGCUCAAUGGAGUUGCAGAAAAUUACAAGAUUCUACAAUCGAAUUAUGAUGGUUCAUGGAGGAAAAUGUGGCUCUUAAGACCUAGACUCCGUACUGAUGGUCUCUAUGUCAGUCGGAACACCUAUAUUCGUGCUGGGGUUGUGGAGUGGAAGAUCACUAAUCCAGUCCAUAUUGUUUGCUAUUUCCGGUACAUGAGGUUUUAUCCUUCUGGCAGGUUUCUGCACAAGAUUUCAUCACAAAAAGUGAAAGAUGUGGCAAAAUUGAUGAACUUUCGCACCUCAAAAGUUGAUUGUAUGUUUAGUGGUCGUUACACACUUUCUGAAGACAAGGUUGAAGCUGCUCUUUUGUAUCCUGGGUUGCGUCCUACUGUUUGGAGAAUCCGCUUGAGAUUGAGGGGGACAACAGCUGGUGCUAAUAACCGAAUGGACCUGCUUUCACUUGUUACUAGUGGUGUGAAUGAUAAUGAGGUUAGUGGUCCAGACGAAGACAUUCUUGGACUAGUUGAAGGGUGGCAGGAGGAUGAAACGCAUAACCCUGAUGUUCCGGCAGUUUCACACAAUAAGGGUCUUACACCUUUUGUCUUUGUUCCAUUCGAUGAAGUUGAAACAUCAGUGCUGAAUCUGCCUGUAGACAAGAUGGAUUAUUAUGUUCCUGGGUGACAGCAGCAACAUUGGUUUUUGAGAACCUCAAAUUUGUAAAUAUUAAUGGUUUGUUUUGUGUUUCUUGGAGAUCUUCAUUUGGACCUGAAGAGUGUGUGCUCUAAUAAUGGGUGAUAUGUAUUCUUUUGUUUACAACAUGGACGUGUAAGAUGGUAUCCUAAAAUUAUAUAUUUCUAGUGUGGAUGAAUAUGAACUUAGUUGGCGGAUAAUGCCAUCAUUUUAGAAGCAUACUAUGUGUACAGAAGGAGGGGUCAUUGAACCCCUCCAGAUAAGCCUUUGGUGAAGGUUGUUUCCAUACACAGGGAAUUAAUGAACGUUUUAUUUUGUAGUUUCA
Messenger RNA from Olea europaea var. sylvestris, 1451 nucleotides. RefSeq names its product F-box protein 7. Lineage: Eukaryota; Viridiplantae; Streptophyta; Magnoliopsida; Lamiales; Oleaceae. Gene Ontology annotation, biological process: SCF-dependent proteasomal ubiquitin-dependent protein catabolic process. Gene Ontology annotation, molecular function: protein binding. Bases 134 to 1117 code for a protein of 327 amino acids. The transcript is spliced from 11 exons. The record is from RefSeq and is a predicted model, not a curated record. Gene Ontology annotation, cellular component: SCF ubiquitin ligase complex.